Molecule: messenger RNA, 4484 nt
Organism: Hansenula anomala
Lineage: Eukaryota; Fungi; Ascomycota; Saccharomycetes; Phaffomycetales; Wickerhamomycetaceae
Product: E3 ubiquitin-protein ligase IRC20
Exons: 1
Coding region: 6-4334 (1442 amino acids)
Biological process (GO): protein polyubiquitination; DNA damage response
Cellular component (GO): nucleus
Molecular function (GO): ATP-dependent chromatin remodeler activity; ubiquitin protein ligase activity; ATP binding
Source: RefSeq, a predicted model, not a curated record
GGAAGAUGGCGGUGGUCAAUGGUGUGGUGCAGUCUCUGGAUCUGAAGCUCAUACAGAUAUUCAACGGCUUGGGACCCAAGCGGCCAAAGAAGAGAAAAGCUAGUGUGCUGGAUAGAAAUGGUGAGACACUUUACAAUGAUGAUGGAGAUGAUAAUACUGAAGAUUCCCUGGGUAUUAAAGAUCCAACUUAUCUCACCAUAGCUGAUACCUCUAUAAAAGCUCAAGGUCAAGUACCCAGACCUCCAAAUGAAGAGUCACCACAACAAGUUGGUUCAGUUUUACAAUUGGAUGAUAUAUCAUUAAAUUUCCAAAAUUCAAUAUUGAUUAUUCAAAAUAAACCAAGACAAAAAUAUAAAACUAAAAACACCAUGUCUUUGGAGAUUAAAGAUGAAAUUUACAACCAAAUUGGACCUCAUGAAAUUAAAUUUUGCAGAAAUUUAAAAUUAAAACAUGCUUCAAGUGUUAAAUUGUCUUAUCCUAAAUUAUCAAUCCAAUUCUUAUCUGUUGAACAAGAUCAUUAUGAAAUUGAAGUUUUAAUAGAUUAUAAAGUGGAAUUAAUAGAAUCAUUAGCACUAAAUACCCGUCUGACUGAUACUCAACUCGGAUACAUAAAAGAUUUGAUCAAAUCCAUUGCUGUGUAUCCCAAUCCACCACAAUCAAAUAUUGAAAUCAAUACAAAAUUUUUCUAUGAUAUGAUUACCCAACAUACAGAAUCCAUACCCAAAGAGACAAAACCUUUGUUAGUAUCAGAAUUAGAUACAGACCUUUUAAAAUUCCAAACAACUUCUGUUAAAUGGUUAUUAACAAAAGAAAAUGUCCUCUAUGAUGAUGAAUCUCGUUCUGUUAAACCAUCUCCAAUUUGGUCCAAAUCAAUGUCUAAUGAUGAUGAGAAAGUUUUAAAAGCGCUGGAUUCAAUUUCAUUUGGAUUUAAAUUAAUUAAAAUCCCGUUCUAUGAUGAAGAACUUUGGUAUAAUGAUUAUACUCAAAAUAUUUGUUCGAAAAAUAGAGCUAUUGAAUUCCUAACAGAUUGGGAUUUUGCAAAUAUAGGUGGUACUGGAUUAUUAGCUGAGGAAAUGGGUCUAGGUAAAACUGUCGAGACUGUUGCGCUAACCCUAUUGAAUCAAAGACCUUUUAAUGAUAUUAAUCAAAAUUAUUUUGAAACUUCAUUACAAAGAAUGGUUAAAAAAUUGAAAUCAACUUUAAUAGUGUGUCCUGAAUCUAUUCUACAUCAAUGGUGUGAUGAAAUUGAAUUACAUGCUCCAAGUUUAACAAUCAUGAUUUACAAAGGAAUCAAUUCAAGUAAACAAACUUGUACUGAAUUAGUGGAGGAAAUGAGUAAACAUGAUAUCAUCCUGACUUCAUAUAGUGUCAUAUCAAGAGAAAUUCAUAAUGCCCUAUAUAACCCAUCUUCAAGACCUAAAAGACAAAGAAGAACUCCAACUCCAAGAUUUUUAGAAUUGGAAUUAGAUCCUUCAAUUGAUAUAGAACCUGAAGCUUUAGAAAGUUUAAAACAAAUUUAUCAACAAAUUGAUUCUGAUAGGAAACUAAUAAGAGAUCGGGAUGAUCAUUCUUCACCUCUUGUGAUGUGUGAAUUUUGGAGAAUUAUAAUGGAUGAAGUUCAAAUGGUGGGGAAAACUUUAUCAAAUGUUUGUAAAAUUGCUACAAGAAUCCCCAGAUUCCAUUCAUGGGGUGUUUCAGGUACUCCAAUUAAGAAUGAACUAAGUGAUUUGAAUUCAAUCCUAUCAUAUUUAAGAAUUGAACCUUUCGGAUCUUUGAAAAAUUGGGAAUCACUUGUGGGGAAACCAAAUGAUUUUAUAAAAUUGUUCAAAAAUUUAUCUCUAAGGCAUACUAAAGAAAUGGUUAAAUCAGAUAUAUCUAUCCCCCCACAGGAAAAAUAUUUAUUAAGUGUUCCAUUUGGUCCUAUUGAACAAAAUAAUUAUGAAGAAUUAUAUAAACAAUUCUUGAAUGAAGUUGGUUUAGAUGUUGAUGGGAACCCCAUAGUGGAAAAUUGGGAACCUUCACAAUCCUAUUAUGAUUAUAUGAGUCAUUGGUUGAAAAAAUUAAGAAGAGUUUGUUGUCAUGCUAAUAUUGGGAAUAAUGAUCAUCAAAGCGGUAAUGAAAAUUCAGCAUUACAAACAAUGGAUCGUGUUUUGAAAAAUAUGAUUGAAAUUGCUCAAGAUAGGGUUAAUCAAUUGAAUAGAGACAUAACUUUGAAAAAAAUUGAAAUUGGUCAAGUUUAUGAAUUUGAAAAAAAACCUGAAAAUGCCCUUGAUGUUUGGUCUCAAGAAUUACCAAAUGUUGAGAAAAGAAUUGAAUCUCUACAAACCCUGUCAAUCAAUAAUGAUAAAUCAAAAUUAAACCUUAGAAUCAAUUUGGAUCUAUUACAUAGAUUAUAUUUCUUCAUUGCUUCUGCCCAUUAUCAAUUAUACAACCCAUCCAUAACAGAACUAGUACCAGGGAUUGAUAAAGAUAUGUUACCACAUGAUGUUGACCCAAGACUAGGAGGUGAUGAACAUAUCAGCCCAGACGUUGUUGUCUACAGAGUUUUAACUGAACAAGAAUCAAAUCAUCAAGAUUUAGAACAAGAAUUUUAUACAAAAGCUCAAAAUGUUCGGAAAACGCUAUUAGCUGAACCUAUCAAGAAUGUUUCAAAUUCAGUGAUGAAAUUAGAUCGGAAUUUUCAAUUGGAAUUUAUUGAUUUCAUACCUAAAAGUUUCCAAACUUUAGAUACCCAGGCAUUCUCAACAAGAGUUGGUACUGUUAUAACUCAAUUGAAUUCACAAUCAAGUUUAUUAAACAAUUGGUUGGGAAAACUUGUGAAUGCAAUAAGCACACCUUUAUUAGAUGGGGUUACUGAUCCAGAUGGUGAAGAAUAUGGUGAAUCUUUAGAUGAUCAAGAAAAAGCAGCUGCAUAUCUUGAUGUAUUACAGCGUGCCAUCCAGGAUAGACAUUCUUUAAUAUUUGGUAAGAAUGAUCAUGGGGAUUUUGAAAAAAUUGAUGCUAUUGUGGAGAGUUCAGAUUCAGAUUUUAAAGAUCAAUUGGAACAAGAAUAUCCUAAAAUUAUGAUGGAGUUUUCACUAAGACAUUUGGUUAUUGAAUCUAAAACUAUAUUGGCUGGUAUGACUGUUGUGCAAGAUAUGGAUCCAUUUGCUAAAUUAAUUGUUGAAGUUCGUAAAAUAUUGGAAUUACAAAAGGAAAAUAUGGAUUCAGUUAAGAAAUUUUUCAAAAUUAUUAAUGAUUGUUAUAAUUUGAGAAUCACUUAUUUUAGACAAUUACAAGAUUUAUCAGAUAAUGUUAGACCUUUUGAUGAAUAUUCUCAUGCAAAUUAUGAUUGUAUGGAGAAUCUUUUAAAAUUGAAGAAUAAAAUUGAAAUUGAUGAAAAAAAUUUAACUUCAAUCCAUUCAAGAAUCCGUUAUUUACAAUCAUUAUCAAGUGCUGAAACAGAUGAAUCUGAUAAAUUAUGUGUUGUUUGUCGAAGUUCAAUCACUAUUGGUUCUUUAACAAAAUGUGGUCAUCAAUAUUGUAAAGAUUGUUUGGAUCAUUGGUUAGCUCGUCAUUCAAAAUGUCCAAUUUGUAAACAAAGUAUUACAAAAGUUGAUGUUUACAAUUUCACGUUUAAUAGAGAUGAGAUUAAUGUUAGGAUGAUUACGGAAGAGAGUAAUGAAGAAAUGUUUCAAGUUUAUCAUAAAAUGGAUAAGAAUAAUCUUUAUGAUAUCAAUUCUAUCAAAAUUAAAAAUAACUUUGGUUCAAAAGUUAAUACAAUUGUUAAACAAGUGUUGUGGUUGAAAAAACAUGAUCCAUAUGUUCAAAUUGUUAUUUAUAGUCAAUGGACUCAAUUAUUACAAAUUAUUGGGAAUGCAUUUAGACAAAAUGGUAUAACUUAUUUAGGCUCCAAAAACACAUUACCAAGGAUUGGGAAAGGUAAAAAAACUGCAUUAAAAUCUGAUAUUGCACAGUUUAAGAAAAAUCCAGAAAUAACUUGUUUUUUAUUAAAUGCAAAAGCUGAAGCUUCAGGUUUAACUUUGGUUAAUGCUACGCAUGUGUUUAUUUGUGAACCUUUAGUGAAUACAGCUUUGGAAUUACAAGCAAUUAGUCGUAUUCAUAGAAUUGGUCAAAAGAAACCAACAUUUGUUUGGCUUUUUUCAAUCACUGGAAGUGUUGAAGAGAGUAUAAUCUUGUUAUCAACAAGAAAGAAGGUGAAGGAACGUGAGAAAUUAGAUACUGAAGAGAUGACUAAAACAGUAAACAAACUUGUUGAAGCAAAUGGUGAACAUGUUAAUCCUUCAGAUCUUUGGAAUUCUUUCUUCAGCGCAAAGAUUGAUAGAAUUGUGUAGAAGAUACAAGGUAUGCAAUAUUGCAAAAUUAUAAUACAAUUAAUGAUUAAUGUUUACAGCAUUUGUAGCAAAAAUUUCAACUUCAGCCUUGAGAUCAACGGUUCUGAGUAAAAAACCUGGUUUCAGGGACACACCAUACAAAGAAAAAUU